Leptosomus discolor (cuckoo roller) is the source of this 4758-nucleotide messenger RNA. The record is from RefSeq and is a predicted model, not a curated record. Lineage: Eukaryota; Metazoa; Chordata; Aves; Leptosomiformes; Leptosomidae.
AUGGCCCGCGUCUCUGACCAGGAGGAAGGACCUGGCGGGGGACACAGUGAGUUCAGCGACAUCAUUAAGUCCAGAUCAGAUGAACACAAUGAUGUACAGAAAAAGACCUUUACGAAAUGGAUAAAUGCUCGGUUUUCCAAGAGUGGGAAGCCCCCAGUUAAGGACAUGUUCACAGAUCUGAAAGAUGGAAGGAAGCUUUUGGACCUUUUGGAGGGUCUGACGGGGAAACCUUUGCCUAAAGAACGAGGUUCCACACGAGUACACGCCUUAAAUAAUGUCAACCGAGUACUACAAGUCUUGCAUCAGAACAACGUGGAGUUGGUGAAUAUUGGAGGAACUGACAUUGUUGAUGGAAAUCACAAGCUGACGUUGGGGCUGCUGUGGAGCAUUAUCUUGCACUGGCAGGUGAAGGAUGUCAUGAAGAACAUCAUGUCAGAUUUGCAGCAGACCAACAGCGAGAAGAUCCUGCUGAGCUGGGUUCGGCAGUCCACGAGACCUUACAGUCAGGUCAAUGUUCUGAACUUCACCACGAGCUGGGCAGAUGGACUCGCCUUUAAUGCUGUCAUCCACAGGCACAAACCUGAGCUUUUCAGUUGGGAUAAAGUUAUAAAGAUGUCCCCAGUUGAGAGACUGGAACAUGCUUUCAGCAUAGCCAAGAACCACUUGGGAAUUGAGAAACUGUUGGAUCCUGAAGAUGUUGCUGUACAGCUUCCAGACAAAAAGUCUAUUAUUAUGUAUUUAACCUCUUUGUUUGAGGUCCUUCCUAAGCAAGUCACUAUGGAAGACAUCCGGGAGGUGGAGACCCUUCCAAGGAGAUAAUUGGAAUGUGAGGAUGGGGAGUUUAACAUGCAGCAGGCUGUAGCACUUGAAGAGGAGCAGGGCAGUUCUAGAGCAGAGACUCCCAGCACGGUGACAGAGGUGGAUAUGGACUUGGAUAGCUACCAAGUUGCCCUGGAAGAAGUUCUUACAUGGUUGCUGUCAGCUGAGGAUGCGUUUCGGGAACAGGAGGAAAUAUCUGGUGAUGUUGAGGAAGUCAAAGAGCAAUUUUCCACCCAUGAAGGUUUUAUGAUGGAACUGACUGCGCACCAGAGCAGUGUAGGCAGUGUUCUGCAGGCUGGAAACCAACUGGUGGCCCAGGGAAAUCUGUCACCUGAAGAGGAAUUUGAGAUCCAGGAGCAAAUGCUGCUGCUGAACUCCCGCUGGGAGGAGCUCAGGGUGGAGAGCAUGGACAGGCAGUCCCGCCUGCAUGACAUGCUGAUGGAGCUCCAGAAGCAGCAGUUGCAGCAGUUGUCUGACUGGCUGACGGUGACAGAAGAACGCAUUCAGAAGAUGGAAUCUCAGCUUUUAGCGGAAGAUUUGGAGUCCCUUCAAAAACAGCUGGAAGAACAUAAAAGCCUGCAGAGUGACCUAGAGACAGAACAGGUGAAGGUAAACUCUCUAACACACAUGGUUGUCAUUGUUGAUGAAAGCAGUGGGGAAAGUGCGACAGCUAUUCUGGAGGAACAAUUGCAGAGGCUUGGCGAGCGGUGGACAGCGGUUUGUCGCUGGACUGAGGAACGCCGGGUCAAGUUGCAAGAAAUUCAGCUUUUAUGGCAGGAGCUGCUGGAAGAGCAGUGCUUAUUGAAAGCUUGGUUAACUGAGAAAGAAGAAGCUUUGAGUAAGGUUCAGACGAGCAACUUUAAAGAUCAAACAGACCUGAGUGUGAAUGUUCGAAAACUAGCGAUUUUGAAAGAGGACAUGGGUAUGAAACGGCAAACACUAGACCAGCUGAAUGAGCUGGGUCAGGAUGUGGCCCAGAUCCUUGGGCAUGGCAGAGCAUCUAGUAAAAUUGAUCAGGAUCAAGAAGAACUAACUCAGAGGUGGGACAGUUUGGUUCAGAAGCUAGAGGAUUACUCUAACCAGGUAACUCAAGCUGUAGGAAACAUAGGGAUGUCACAGGUUUCACAGAAGACUGCUGCAGAAACACUACCAUUGAAGGAACAGGUAGUGGUUAAACAAUCCAGACAGGAAUUGCCCCCACCACCACCCCCAAAGAAAAGGCAAAUCCCAGGGGACAGUGAAGCAAAGAAAAAGUUUGAUGCUGCAAGUGCUGAGCUCUUGGACUGGAUUUCAAAAUCAAAAUCUGCUAUUCAGGCUACAGACAUCACAGAGUACAAGAAGAUGAGAGAGACUGCAGACAUAAAAGAAAAGUUGAAGAUGAUUGAAAAAGAAAGAGUUGAAAAAAGCCAAAAGCUAGAAGAACUGAAACGAAGUGGACAUAUGCUUUCGGAUCAAAUGGGAAAGGAGGGACUUUCUACAGUGGAUAUAAAAACUGUGAUGGAGAAGAUAUUGGCAGGGUGGAAAGAUGUGGUUCAACAUCUGGAAGAAGGGGCGAGAAAGAUAAAGUACCAGGAAGAUAUAAAUGCUUGUUUUAGGGAAAUGAGUGAGCUUGAGAAGACUAUACUUGAGAAGGACGGCUGGCUUAGAAACAACGCUUCUUUAGCAUCCCAGCCCUCAGCAGUCCUGAAAGACUUAUGUCAGCGGGAGUUAACUCAUCUUGUAAGCCUGAGUCCACGGGUGGAACACCUGAAAGCCACCUGCAAAGCACUCUCCUCUCAGCCCAUGCCUCCAAGCUUCAUUCAGGAGAGCUUGAAUGCUUUUCUUGAUCUCUUCAAGCUGACUCAUCAGAAAUUAGAGGAACAUCACCAGCAGCUGAAGAAAGAGAUGGAAAGUCAGCCGAGCCAGGACUACGUGGCCUCCCUGCAGAGGCUGAAGGACACUCUGAGCGAGCUGGAGCGCAAGCAGCCGUCCAUCGCCAGCGGGCUGAGCGAACCCAGUAAGGUUGAGAAGGCCCUGCAGCAGGCGAAGACUGUUUGUGAGACACUGGAAGCCCAGAAGCCCAGGAUAGAUAAACUUGCUGAAGAAACAAAGGCUUUGGAGAAACAUGGUUCUUCUGACAUCAAAAAGGUCUACAUGCAAGAGUUCAAGCAUGUGCAGGGACACUGGGACAAGUUAAAGCUCAAGUUUUCCAAAGAUGUUAAACUACUGGAGGAAAUUACAUCAAAGUUGAGAAUUUUUGAGGCUGAUUCAAAAGUCGUUCAGAAGUGGAUGGAUGGUGUGAAAGACUUCUUAAUGACAGAAAAGACCGUUCAAGGAGAUACCGAAGGACUUCAAAGACAACUUGACCAGUGCACAAUGUUUGUCAAUGAAAUGGAGAAAAUUGAACCAUCACUGAAAGAGAUGAAAGAAGUAGAGUCUGCUUUAAGAGCUCAGCCUAUUGCAAGCAUAAAUACUUGGGCAAAGUCUAGGCUAGUAGACUGCCAGACUCAAUGGGAGAAACUGAGCAAACAGAUUGUUAGUCAGAAAAAUCGCCUGUCUGAAAGUCAGGAAAAAGCUGUAAAUCUGAAAAAGGAUUUGGCAGAGAUGCAAGAAUGGAUGACCCAAGCUGAAGAAGAGUAUUUGGAGAAAGAUUUUGAAUACAAGUCCCCUGAAGAGCUAGAGAAUGCGGUGGAGGAAAUGAAGAGAGCGAAGGAGGAUGUGUUGCAGAAAGAGGUGCGGGUGAAGAUUCUCAAAGACAACAUCAAGAUGUUGGCCACCAAAGUGCCGUCUAGCGGUCAGGACCUGGCAACCGAGCUGAACGUCGUGCUGGAGAAUUACCAGCUACUCUGCAAUCGGAUCCGGGGGAAGUGCCACACUUUGGAGGAGGUGUGGUCAUGUUGGAUUGAGCUGCUUCAGUAUCUUGAUUUAGAAACAGGUUGGCUAAACAAUCUGGAAGAAAGGGUGCAAAUGACGGAAAAUCUGCCUGAUAAAUUGGAUGCUGUCAAUGACGCUCUUGAGGCCCUGGAAUCCGUCCUGCGUCAUCCAGCUGAUAAUCGAACCCAGAUUCGGGAACUUGGGCAGACACUGAUUGACGGAGGGAUUCUUGAUGAUAUCAUCAGUGAAAAAUUGGAGGCUUUCAAUGCCCGCUAUGAGGAAUUGAGUCACUUGGCGGUGAGCCGGCAGAUUGCCUUGGAACAGCAGCUUCAGACCAUGCGAGAAACUGACCACAUGUUGCAGGUCUUGCAGGAAAACUUAGCAGAGCUGGAUAGACAGCUGACAUCUUACCUGACUGAUAGGGUAGAUGCCUUUCAGAUGCCUCAGGAGGCCCAGAAAAUUCAAGCUGAGAUUGCAGCUCAUGAAUCCACCUUAGAGGAGCUCAAGAAAAGUGCUCGUACUUUCCCUCCUGCUUCUCCUGAGUGCAGGUCUCCCCGUGGUGGAACUCAGUUGGAUGCUUUGCAGAGAAAAUUUCGUGAAGUAUCUACAAAGUAUCAGCUUUUCCAGAAACCAGCCAAUUUUGAGCAGCGCAUGUUGGAUUGCAAGCGGGUGUUGGAUGGUGUAGAAGCAGAACUUCAUGUCUUGGAUGUGAGGGAUACUGAUCCAGAUGUAAUCCAAGCUCAUCUGGACAAGUGCAUGAAACUCUAUAAGACCCUCAGUGAGGUGAAAUUGGAGGUUGAAACAGUCAUCAAGACAGGAAGGCAAAUUGUACAGAAGCAACAGACAGAUAAUCCCAAAGGGAUGGAUGAACAACUGACAGCAUUGAAAUUUCUUUACAAUGACUUGGGGGCACAGGUGACAGAAGGAAAACAAGACCUCGAAAGAGCAUCUUACCUGGCACGUAAAAUGAAGAAAGAUGCUGCCUCUUUGUCAGACUGGCUAGCCACCAUUGAGGCUGAGCUCGUGCAGAAGUCUGCUUCAGAGAGCUUGCUUUCUGAUCUAGAUUCAGAAAUUGCCUGGGCCAAA